Messenger RNA from Medicago truncatula (barrel medic), 924 nucleotides. Its product is annotated as zinc finger MYM-type protein 1-like. The record is from RefSeq and is a predicted model, not a curated record. NCBI's taxonomy places the organism in Eukaryota, Viridiplantae, Streptophyta, Magnoliopsida, Fabales, Fabaceae. The transcript is spliced from 2 exons. The coding region runs from base 1 to 924 and encodes 307 amino acids.
AUGGCUCUUGUGUUAAGAUUUGUUGAUAAAGAUGGUUUAAUACAAGAGCGAUUUUUUGAUAUGAGAUGUGUUACUAGCACUACAUCUUUAAGUCUUAAGGAAGCGGUGUGUGAUAUACUUUCUCGACAUAACCUUGAUGUUUCUAACCUUCAUGGUCAAGGGUAUAAUGGUGCAAGCAAUAUGAGAGGAGAAUGGAACGGUUUACAAGCAUUGUUUAUGAAGGAUCGUCCUUAUGCAUACUACAUCCAUUGUUUUGCUCACAUAUUACAACUUGCCUUGGUUACUGCAUCAAGAGAAGUCAAACCAAUUCACAAAUUCUUUGAGAAACUGACUUUUAUUGUCAAUGCUGUUUGUUCUUCUCCUAAGCGACAUGAUGAGUUACAAGCUACCCAACUAAAAGAAAAUGAAUAUUUGUUGGAAAUUGAAGAGAUUGUACCUGGUAAAGGUGCAAACCAAAUUGGUAUUGUGAAACGGCCAACAGAUACUCGAUGGGGAUCACAUUUCAAAAUUAUGGGGAUAACAGAUGUGCUUUGUCAAGCCUUGCAACUACAAGCUCAAGAUGUAGUUAAUGCUAUGUUUCUGGUUCAUAACACAAAAACUCUUAUUCAACAAUUGAGAGAAGAUGGUUGGGAUAAAUUACUUGCUAAUGUGAGAUAUUUUUGUGUAAGACAUGCUAUUGAGAUUCCUGAUCUCGAUGAUUUGCAUUCAACAACAAGAUUUGGACGCUCUCGUCUCGAAGAGAACCAGGUAACAAUAGAGCAUUAUUUUAGAGUUGAAAUAUUUUUUACUACCAUUGAUAAACAAUUACAAGAGUUGAAUAGUAGAUUUAGUGAGGAGGCAAUGGAUUUGUUAACUCUAAGUUGUGCUUUGACUCCUAAGGAUAGUUAUAAAGCUUUUGAUGUUGAUACUAUUUGCACUCGUUGA